CUAACAGACUGGACUGUGAACAAGGUCUGCUUUCUAAACUGAGGGCCCCGAAAGCUAUGGAAUAGUUGUAUUAUAAACUGACCAAGACAUUAUAUUAUCAGUAUGAAAAUUAACAAGGUCGUGGAUUCUGCAGACAAUGCCACAUUGGCUGUGGUGCUCCUGUUGGUUAGGGAGGCAAAACCGGAAAGGGCUGUUUGUCCUCAUUGCAUUACAGCAGACCCUACCUGCCAGGCGCCCAGUGUGCUCAGGCAGACAGCUACAGGGUCUGGCCUUUGUCCUCCAGAGGCCGGUAGCUAGCUGACAUUCGCUCUCGAGUUCCUGGCUCGGUCAUGGGAUCAGAGGACGCCCACUGCACAUUCCCUUGAGCUGUGUUGGGAGUUGCUGGGGUGAGGGGAAAACAUAAUUGCACCUUCUAAAUUGGGGAGAAAAUAGGGGUAAAAUAAUUGGGCACCCAAAAUUUGUAAAAAUUUUGUAAAAAAAAAAAUGUAACAAGAUCAUUAGACACUUAUACAAAUCAGUCAGUCAUCUGGAAUAGUAUUACUAUUAAUACGCUGUGAAAGUUUUUAUGUCUAUGACAAUGCUUGUUUAAAAAAAAAAAAAAUAAUGCAGCAGCUUUUGUGUUAAUGGGGCAAAAACAAAUAAUGAUCCUCCAUCUACACCCCACGCCACUCUAGGAGAUCUGCUGAGUCAAGUCACUUCAGAGAGACUUGUGAUUUCACAUUCAGUCAGCGUUCUUCCAACACUGGUGACCCUCAUCCCCCCUCCCCCCCAUUCUUCAGUGCCAGCAAACUGCUGCCUGUUUUUAAUGACACUGCCCCUUCGCGUUCUCUCUCUCUCUCUCUCUCUCUCUCUCUCUCUCUCUCUCUCUCUCUCUCUCUCUCUCUCUCUCUCUCUCUCUGUUGUUUUUUGCUGAGUAGGUUUCCAAAAUGCAGAUGAUUGAUCUGCUGUCUUGAGAGGCAGUCUAUUCAAACAGACAUCCUCAAUUCUGUGUCAGUUUUGGGCUGAGCUGUGUAUUGCGUCCUAAACUUUUUUUUUUUUUUGUAAGUGGUGCCUGUCUGCCGUUAGUCUUUUGCAAUAACCUCAAAGUUAACAGAUAACUGACAUUGUUUAGGAUUUUAAUUCUCUAGUUCAGUGCAUGGGAAUAUCCCAUUCAAGGUUCUUAAAGUCUGAUUGAACCUUUUUCUGUUUAUCUUUGUUAGUUAGAUCCCUCCUAGAAUGCUAUGUCCAGUUUUGGACUGUUGCAUUUUCGGCAACUAGGCUGAUCCCUGGAAUCGGUAGCAUGAGCUAUUCAUAGUUAUCCCCCACAGGGAUGAAGUACGUCCGUAUGUCGCACUGCAUAUAAAAUAAAGUCUGUUCUUUGGGUGAGAAGAGGAAACACAAUUGCAAGAGGAACUUGUUCUUUACCUUCAGGAUACAUAUUUAUCCUGGUAAAAUCAUCAAAGAAAAUGUCUGUCUUAUAUGUGGGCCAGCACUGCUUGUCCUCAAUCUGUUUGAAAACCAGUUAUUUAAAGCCGUGUCAACCAAAAAAUUCCUGUCCCGGUAUCGAAUCACUUCUUUGGGUUGUAGUUUAAACUCACUCCAAUGGUCUAGCCUCAAUCAGAGUCUAUUUUAAGGAACUAAGCUACUGCAUGGCAUAUUACUAUUGCACUAACCUGAAUUUCACUGAAUUAUUGUAGGUGGCAUUUUAAAAAAGUGGGUAAAUGAAUCCCCACCCCUCCCCCCGGAGAAAAUACCAGUAGGAUUAAUAGUUAAAGGGCAGCGUUGUUAGGUGGUUUUACCCCUUAAGGUAGACACGGAAUUGAUAGGUUGUUUAAACGGUUUCUUCUUAAAAUGCAUUUUACAGCAUGGGUUUGAACAUUGUAAGCCAAAGGGUGGAGAUUCGCUGAACGCUUACAUAAAAGCGAACCUAAUAACCGACGCACAGGAAAUCAAAAAAACCCUUUUCCAAAGGGGACUGACCUGUGGAGAAUGUUCUAUUGAAGAUUUCUUCCAUGGUGGAAACAUCGGAGGCAACCCAACAGCUCUGAAAACAUGUGAGGGCCUUUGGCUUGUGUCAGCUGGGAUUCGAGCAUCAUAACUGAAUUGGGGCAGACUGCUUUUGUGUUUGUGAGUGUAUGUGUGUGACGCGCGUUGACGCGCAGAGCUACAAUGAUGUUCCGAGACCAGGUGGGGAUCCUGACAGAUUGGUUCAAAGGCUGGAAUGAGUGUGAGCAAACGGUGGCGCUCUUGUCACUGCUCAAGAGGGUGACUCGGACUCAGGCUCGCUUUCUCCAGAUCUGCCUGGAGCAUUCGCUGUCCGACUGCACAGAGAUCCACAUCCUAGAAGCCGAGGCAAACAAUGCUGUGAUCGUCAGCCAGUGGUACCAGGAGCCCAAGGAGAAGGUGGUCUCUCUGUUGCUCUCUCACCUACCGCUGCUGCAGCCCCGCAAUGCUGAGGCCAAGUGUGAAUAUAUGUUGCUGCUUCAGAAAGUGCUCACGUACACCAUCGAGAGCAACCUGUUUGUGGAGGAGAGUCGGCAGCUGCUGUCCUACGCCCUGAUCCAUCCAGCCACGACCGUGGAGGACCGCACCACCCUAGCCAUGUGGCUCAAUCACCUGGAGGAGCACUUGUCCAGUGGCUACUCAGGCAGGGCUUCCUUCUCCUCUGGCUACCACCCCCGGCAGGGCUCAGACGAGUGGACGGGCGGCCAGUCUGAGAUCAUGGACCCAGGCCACGUGUGGCAGGACAAACCAGCCACCGCGGGGCAGAACGGGCACAUGCCCUUCCACGUGUCCACUUCCGUGCCGUCUGCCAUGAACAGUAUUGGGAGCAGCGCCAACACAGUUCUGUCAAGCCAAAUCCACCCUAGCCCCCUGAAGAGGUCCAUGUCCCUGGUGCCCACGAGCCUGCAGGUGUCUGGCAGUGACUGGACCAGCCAGGAGGAUCUGGGCAUCCGGGGGUCCUAUGUGUCCUCGGACCACGCGCCUCUCUCGCCUCAGAGCAGUGUGGCGUCCUCGGGCAGCGAGCAGACUGAGGAUCAGGGGAUGGGACGGAACACCUUCCAGGAGGAGGGCAGCGGGAUGAGAGAUGUCCCUACAUGGCUUAAAAGCCUUCGUCUACAUAAAUACGCAGCACUUUUCUCACAGCUGACCUACGAGGAAAUGAUGACACUUACCGAGCACCACCUGGAGUCACAGGUUUGGAAUGUUACAAAGGGAGCUCGACACAAGAUUGCCCUGAGCAUCCAGAAACUGAGGGAGAGACAGAGCGUCCUGAAGUCUUUGGAGAAGGACAUUCUGGAGGGAGGGAACCUUCGAAACGCACUACAGGAGCUUCAACAGAUCAUCAUCACGCCCAUCAAAGUGCACAGCACACCACAGGCGGCUCAGAAAGAGGCUGACUCCGCUUCCCAAGCACCUGAGAAGGGAGGCAAGCAGGGGGAGGACAAGGACCAGGCCACAGAGGGCUUCCAAUCCCCAAAUCCCUCUCCCUGUGACGCAGAACCGUCAGCAGCGCCCAUUCAUGAGGGAGACAUUGCGGGACAGUUUACUAGAGUCAUGGGGAAAGUCUGCACUCAGCUUCUAGUUUCGAGACCGGAUGAAGAAAACAUCAGCUGUUACCUGCAGCUCAUUGAAAAGUGUCUGAUGCAUGAGGCGUUCACAGAAACCCAGAAAAAGAGGCUGGUCUCCUGGAAGCAGCAAGUGCUGAAGCUGCUGAGAAUGUUCCCCCGGAAGGCCAUGCUUGACAUGCCAGGUUACCGACAGAAAGGCUGGGCAUAUGGGUCGAACUCCCUCCCCACAGCGGGCUCUGUGGGAGCCGGGCUUGGCCGUCGGGGGCAGAGGCAGUUCCAGAUGCCCCCUCGAGGGCUGACCCCCAGCCGCAUGGGGCUGCUGAGUCCAGCGGGCAUUGGGGGGGCCUCCCCCAGACACACCCUCACCAGCCCGGCACUAGGGGGCCAGGGCAGGCAGAGCCUGUGGUUUGCUAACCCUGGGGGCAGUAACAGCACGCCCAGUCAGAGCCGCAGCUCAGUCCAGAGAACACACUCGCUGCCCGUCCACACCUCCCCACAAGCCAUGCUCAUGUUCCAGCAGCCUGAGUGCCAAGUUCCAGGGACUGACUUGGAGAUCAAUCCCACGCUGGAGUCAUUGUGCCUCAGUAUGACAGAACACGCCUUAGGAGAUGGCAUGGACAGAACAUCAACAAUCUGAAAACAACGACAACAAAAACAAAAAAGGCUCCACUUCACUAUAUAAAACACCUGUCCUGGAUGGUUUUUUAUACAGGAGCUGUGGGAUAAAUCGCCACUCAUAAACAACAAAGUACAGCAAAUGGUCACUACAAAAAAAAAAAAAACUAACUGUAUGUUCUCUCAUAUUUUUCUACUUUAUUAUACUUAAUAACUAAGGUUUAUUAUUAUUUAAAAAAUGCAGAGUCAUUCAUUUACACAAGGCAAAGAAAAAGAGUUUUGAAUACUCGGAUUUAAAGUCAGCAGUUAUCCACUAUAUUCAGAAUGUCUGUCUCUUACAGCAAGUCUGAAACGAGAUAAAGCAAAAUUGCCACACGGGGAGGGAAAAGGGAGGGGGGGUAGCUGGUUUGUGCUGGUCAUGUGAUUUUAGUUGGGGAAGGGUGGCUGAACUACCUUAAUUUUGGAAAACAAUGUUUUUUCUUUUAAAUGUGGUCAAGUUGUGGCUUGAAGAACCUCUUUAGACCCCCCCCCCCCCCCCCUAAUUAAUUCUGAAUAGUUUUUCUUCAGUUUGUGGGUCGGGGAAAAAAACACACAAUGUCCUCUACAUGACUGUACCAAGCUAAAAACUGUCCAUUCUCUAGUCUUACAGAAUUUGCAUAUUGCUUUAAAAACAAACAAACAAAAAAAAAUUAUAUUCACAUUUGCCAUGAAGCAUGUGAUUUUUUUUUUUUUUUUUAAAUAACCAAGAAAGCCCUGCAUUUAUAGUCAGAAUUACUUUAAUGUAGUGAAGCACUGCAACCGGUUUGCUUAUAAUUGGCUUUCAGUGUGUUUUACCAGACAGCAGUCAACAUCUUGAGCUGAUUGUGAGGCAGCUGCUUAGUUUGGAUUCCCACUCACUCGCAUCUUUCUUUUCUACCUCCAUAAUGGCUCUCUCAUCAGUUUUAGUAUGGAGGAAAUAUAUAUAGUGUGUGUAUAUAUACACGUCUUUCUGGAAGUCGUAUUAUUAUUUUUUUGCCUGGUUUGAACAGCAGUUAAACAAAGACUUUACACAUUAUUGCAGAACGUGGGAACGACCCAAAUGUUAUUUAGUCUUGCCUUCUCACUCCCCCCGCCUAAACUGAUUUGGUUUGGUUUGAAGUCACAGAUUCCUUUGAUUCCGCUGCCUGGCUUGACAGGUCUCCCGAAACCAUUCUCACGUUCUGUAACUUAAAACCUUUAAACCUGUGAUAGCAUUGUCCCUCGACACAGGCUCACGUCACAGAUUCUUUACACAAACACACUCGAUAGACACAACAUGGACCCUUGUUGACACAUCGGUACAGUAAUUGCACGCACAACACAGAAUUGACCUGUUUUUGUUUUCUUGCUUAGGACACAUUUGUGCACGAUUUCUAAGUUGACGUUUAGAAGUUUGGAGUAAGGAAACAGGUGCUAGGAAUGCAGCCAAAGGGUAUUAACUUGUUGAGAGACGUGUGGCAGGUUUCAGCUGUGGGGAAUGGUAGUUCACAAUGUUGGAGAGUAAAAGUCAAAACCAAUCAGUACUCAUUUUACCCUAAAGAGCAAUCUAGUAUGCUCCAGUAAAUUAUCUCGACUAUUGUAUUAUUCUUGCUCUUUUGAAUUGAUGUGUGUCAUUUUUGGUUUACUUCCUGGUCACUUUAUCCUCUAUGGAAGUUCAUCUUGUACACCAUUGACCACCAGCAACACUAGCCCUAGUGGGUGCAAUAAGUACAUUGGUAUAAAACACCAUAUAGAACAACAUGGUAUUUCUUGCACCCAGUUGGGGUAGGUUAAUGGUUACAUUAUUUUGAGACCAAGUUAUAUACAAAGUGAAUCGGAACACAUUAGUUUAAUAUUUUAGACCCAUACCAAGGUAGUCUAAGGGUAUUACUAGUCUGGGACUAUGGAGGCAGAAUGCAGGAAUGUGGAUCUAUGUUAAGUAAGCGUCUUUCAAAUCCCAAACCGUAAAAUAUGGGUAGGAGCAAUACCUAAAUCUCCUAUCCCACACAUUGACUAAAACUAGACUAAACAGCCCCCCACUAAUCUCUCAACAAUAUUUUUCAAACCGUUUGUGAUUUCUUUUUUUACCUAACAAAUGUUAAGACUAGACAGUAGGCAUAUUAUUUUUUAGUGUGUGUGUGAAUAUUCUAGCUAUAUCUGAGGUCCUGAUUUAAAGUAAGUGAAAUAUUAACAGAUUUGUUGUUUCUGGGGUGCACAAACAAUGUGUCUUUCCGACUCAAUCAACAAAUUAACCUUUAUCUCCCUCUUGACUCUGUGACUUUGCUUAGCCCCAAAAAGCAGCCUGUGAAUCCGUCUAUAGGAGUUUUAGAAGUGGAGCUGUGUUUUUAUUUUUAUGGGAGAUUACGAAUACCUACUGCAGGUGUUAUCUAUUGCAGAUAUUUCAGUGAGUAUUAUUGGUUUGAAUGAAAGAGGUACCAAGUUGGACUGACAAACCUGGGGAGCAUUAUAAGCCUUGUGCAUCUGCUUAUCUAACAGUGACAUUCAAUAAGAGUUUAUAGCAUUUGUUUGCCUUUUCUCAAAGAGCAAUCAAAUCUGUUUUGUCACUCUAUCUAUUCCGGAGCGUAAGAGAUCUUGAAUUCAAUGUGAGGUCAGUUUAUGGCUACAAAGCGCAGACCCCUCUCUUCUGAUAACUCCAAGCUUUACCAUAUCAUUUCAUGUACACAUUUCCUGCAGUCAAAUACAAAACGGAAAGCUGUUUAGAUGUUGAUCUUGUAAACAGCGGCAGCAUUAAAUAUCGGCACCCUAACCCAGCCGUGGCUUCUUUCGAAGUGAAAAAGGUGGUCUGUAAAUCAUUUAAAGAAGACCAGGUCAAUGCAGAGUGGCACUAUUACGUUCUGCAGUUCAUUAAAAUAGACACCACUUUCUUGUAGUUCCCCCCCCCUCCCAGAAGGAGAUUCUUAUCGUCUUUCUUUCUGUCAAUCAGCUUUCUGAACUCUGGAUCAUAACAACCGUUUUGAUCGCUGCUAUAGUGAAGGAAAUGGCGUAUUGUAGACUUUUAAAAAUAAAAAAAGAUAAUGGCUUGUGGAUCUCUUAUUCAGCAAUUUUCUUAGAAGGUAGUUUUAGUAGUAGCUUGUUGUGUCUUUAAAUCUGACACACCAAUCUGUUUAAUGCAGGGUGCUAUAGGAUAUGUGUUGUUUCUCAACAGACAGUGAAAUGUGGCUCAAGUCCGGUAUCCAGCACAGUCGGAUAGUAAUCGGAUUUUCCUUCAUAGCUACAUAACGUUAAUGGAGAAGAUUAAUUCUUGUUAGUAGAAUUCAAUGACCCUUUACCAAACUCCUAAUGUGAUCUUCUUUCAAAUCUGGAAUGGAGUUAAUUUUGAUACCAGCAUCUGCCCUUCUGUUAGUGGAUUAUUAAUUUUGCUCAAUAUUUAAACUGUUUGGAACCUCAAAACCUGCGCUUCUUGCCUUUGUGAUGGACAUGACCCGCAAUGCGUUGCCUGUGUGUCGGGUGUAGAUGGUUUGAGUUUGUGAAGAGUGAAUAGCAAGUGAAGAUACUGCAGUGUUCCAUGUCCCAUCCCCAAAUACACCAACAAAUAAAGGUUCUCAUUUAUUUGUUUUGUGUGUGUUGGUGGGAUAACUCCAUACAAGACAUUCUCAAUAUAGUCAUGUCUUACUUGACAGCACCAUCUGGUGGAUUGAUAAUGUCAGGUUAGUGGCAAGAUACUGUCAAUCAAAUUCAAAGUAUCUGGGGUGGACUGAUAUUGCUGUAUUAUCUUUUUACCAACCAUUACUUUCCAAUACUGGUCCCUUUUUAAAAAGUCAUCAAAGAGUAAGCUGCAGAUGUCAUUUUAAUUUCUCUUUACAUUACAUUACAUUUCCCUUGCUGUUUUAUGGUGUUUGCAUUCAUGAGCAGUGGUUUCAGGUUGUGUUUCUCCCAUUUUGAGUUAUAAUUCUCAGAAUGUAUCUUUACUGGCUUUGAGUGGGUUAGAGGUUGGCUAGAUAAUGCUGGGAAUUAACAGACUUUCUCCUUCCAUUCAAAGCAUGUGAAAACUGUGCCAGUCCUGCCUACUCUUCAUUGAUACAGACAGGGUAGGUGGGGCUUACUGAAUGGUUACAUUGUCACAUGGUAUGAAUGGAAUGAGGAAGAUCUUUUCAGUCCUGGCAUGUAGGGUUAUCCAGACUAGCUGAAAGCAGGUUUAAAGCCAAUGAAGGCAGAUUUAGAAUGAUUACUAUUCCAUAUUGGAGCAAAGGAACCGCUCCCAAGAAAUAGGACGUGAAAUGUAAAAAAGCAAUUCAAGUUCUAUUUAAAGCAAUCCCUAUGAAUCUCAGUGUAGAAGUCAAAGGUAUAUUCAGAUUGAUAUACGUUUGUGGAGGUAAAUGGUGUAAUUGCUUAUAUAAUUAUAACCUUUUAUUGUAAGGAAUUUUUUCGGGGGGGGGAUUUUAGUACUGUGGUCAACCCAAAUGUUUGACUGUCUGGGCUAGGGCAAUGGUUGUGUCAAGUUUGUCGGAGUGUUAAGUGGGAAAGGGAGAGUCUCAGAAAGGAUUUUGUAGGUUAUCGUUGGCUUUGUGUACAGUGUGCAGCUAAAACUUCACUUCCAAGUAGCAAUUGGUCAAUGGGCUACAAAGCACAAGGUGUGAUACUGGGCGGGCCAGACUUGAUUGUGCUGGGACAUAUUCAGUCAAAAACGUAUAUUCAAAUAUUAUUUGGUUUUGAAUUAGCUGAAAUAAAAAAUGAGGCAAAUACCAUAUUAAAGAAUUCUUAGGCCCGCUAGCCCAAUCUAAACAAAGGAGGGAGACGCACUUCUGUACAGUAGAAAGAUGUAUUUCAGUUCAGAUCUUGUUUAAUCAUUGCUUUGCUUGAUAUUUUUUUCUUUGAUUUCGAAUAUAACAGUCAUAUGUUUUAAGAUGUGUUUCUUUGAAUAUUGGAAAAUGUGUCUCAGUGCUGUAAGCCAUGUCUUUGUAGAUUACGUGAAACUUGCAAAGCAAAGUCGGUUGUAAAUAGGGUUGUUUUUGGAUGGUGUUUUUUUUUGUUUGUUUAACUGUCCAUCUUGUGUAUUUGACAUGAAUGGGUUAAAUCCGAAACCGUACCUCACCCAACUGCAGAAAUGCAUAUACUGCCUGCUCCCCAGUCUUGUCAAACCAUUUCAAAUAUACUAUGCUUAUCAUACUCAAAGCCACACUUAGGAAGGGACAAUACUCAUUUCACUUGGCCCAGCCAAAUAGUGGCAAUAUAUUUAAUUCAGUUCAAUAAAUUGACAAUUCCUACAGAAAGUAGCCUUUGUUGACUACUUAAACUAGAAAGGGGUUGCCAGACAGGCUUAAUUGUCCAUGUAUAGCACUAAACUAAAAUACGAACACUACCAGAAUUCACUGGCCAACUCAGGCUAUAGAAUUAUCAGUCUUAAGAUGCUGUCUGACUUGUAGCAGUUGUAUUCUUUUGAUUGGGACUAGGUGUCUGACCAGUCUUGUGAAUGGAACAGUAAUCGGGCAAUGGGCAGGUACUGUGGUCUGAUUCCCUUUCACCUAUAUGAUUGGUAGUUUUACCUGCAACCUUUUAAACCGGCUACGUAAGCACCCUACAGAAGCUGAGCUGUGACUGGAACCCUAAGUUUACAAUCCUGUAAGUUGAAGACUUCUUGGUGAUUUUUGUAAAGCUUUUGUUAAGAUCACCUAGUAAGAUUUAGCACAUACUGUUAGUGGAUGCAAUUCGGUAGUAAUUGGCCCUUUUUGUUGUAAUGAAAAACCAUAAAAUGGUGUUAAAUUUGAAAUAACAAUUUCUUAAAAUUGCCUUUUCUUUUAAAGGGCACGAAGAGAUGUAGCAUUUUCAGCACAUGUUCUACAACUAGGAUAAUACACAAGGCUUUUCAUUUGCCAGUUACAUGACAGGCACUUAAAUUAAACUCAAAACUGCAUUUAAAAUAUUGAAAACAACAUUUGCUCUUCAUUUGGGUUCUGGUUGAUGGCUUUUUUUAAAUAGUUUAAAAAGUGAAAAAUCUAAACUUUUCUGCACCAGUAUUACAGAUAUAGGAAUAAAUGAUAGGGAAAUAAAUAUAUGGUCAAGGGGGUUUGAUUUACCACGUAAAUUGCUGUAAGUUUUUUUGUUUUGGUUUUUUGUGGUAAGCAGGCAUGGUUUAGAAAAUAUGUAUACUAGAUUUUUUUUUUUUUUUCUGGAGAAGAUAUUACUAAAACUUGUUACCUCUUGUAAUGUGACAGUGUGUUUGUCCUAUAGCUUUGUGUGCUAAUAACAUCGUAAGUAAACCAAAUAUAACCAAGAAAGUUGCAAAAACUUCUGUAAGCAGUUAAAAAUAACACAUUUCUAUAUUUUUUUGUGUGGUUUAGAUAUUAAGCACAAGUUUUCUGUGUAUGCAAUCAUAAAACAAGUUUGUCUUGACAAGAAAUGCCUAUUGUCCCUUCAGUGUGGUGCUUUUUUCAAAUACCUUUAUUUUACAAAACAGUUACAGGAAAUGCAUAAAAGGUUUGCUACAAAAAAAGUAAAGAAAAAAAACACACCAAUGUAGACACCCUCCUCGUAUUUACAGAGACAAUAGCUAACUAUUUAUUUCUACAUAAAAAAGGGUCCUCUUACAAAAACAGAUGUUAUUUUAGAUACACUUUAUUAUGAAUAACUUGUGUUAUUUGCUAUGGCUGGUAACCAUUAGUACAUUAUGAAAACUAUUGUGUAGUCACUUAGUUUAUGAUUGCUUUGCUUUGUAAAGGCAAGUAAGCAAAAAAUAAAAAAAGGUUUUUUUUUUUUUCAAUGUUAAAGCUGUGCUUAUUUUGUAAUUUUAUUUUGUUAUUGUUUGUACCUAUGGGGGAGACAGAGGGAAAAAAAAACUUGCGCUGCCUUUACAUUGACACUAACGCAUCUUGUAUCUACAGAAGAGAGCUUGACUUUGUAUUUGGGAAUUAAAAAUCAGUUAUCUGUAAAUGCUUGGUACUGUAUUUGUCUGCUAACGAUAUAUAUAUAUAAUAUUUUUUUUUAACCUUUGGAAUUCAUUGAAAUGGACAACUGAAAAUAAAUGCUAGAGUCUACAGUGGUUCGAACAAGCUGGAAAGGUGUGUGCUAUUGUACACUACAAUCUGGAAAGAAAUAGUACUCUUUAGACCAGUGGUACUCAACUCUGGCUCCUGAGAUCUGUUCCAGUCCUGGUCUUUUUUCUAACCAGGUCCUAAAUUAGUUAAUUGCCUCUUAGCAGCUUCAGUUAACUAUAGCAGAAGAACCUGAUUGGAGUAAAAACCUGGACUGGACUAGAUCUUGAUGGUCAGAGUUGAGUACCACUGCUUUAGACUAUUCUUUUAAAAAGCUAUAAUAUUUAUCCUGAACAUGGACUGAAUUUCUCUGUGUGUCCCCUUACCGUUUUAUAAUAUAUAGCAUAACUGAAGAAAACUUGUUUGCAAGUGUCAGGUCACUAGAUCUUACUUCCAUAAAGAAAUGCUGGCUAAGCUAGCCUAAGUUACAUAUAUCUAGGCAACUAACAGCUCCUGAUUUCAGUUGAAAGCACUUUAAGUAGAGUUAACACAAGCAGUAUUUGAGAAAUUGCAUUACUACUCCGAACAGCAGCAGACUUCAUAAAAAGGCAAUAAAGCAAAGUGAAGGGCAUUUCAUUUUAAGCACUUGCUAUAUGCUUGGUUUUCAGUGGACUUAACUUUUUUUUCCCCCUUUUGCGAUAGUUUUCCCAUUCUUUAAUUUAAGAUUCUUACAUUCAUAAUGGCACCUCAGGAAAAACAAACAAACAAACAAACAAAAUAACCCAAACAACUUCUGUGUGAAGACAUCCCAUUUCGAUCGCUUUUAAACUACACUAUGGCUGUUUAUUGUGUUUUUACUCAAAUCUAGCAGCCAAACUUACCUGUUGUACCAAACCCUUAACAAGUAGCCAUUCUUGUGUUCUAUGCAUAACUCUAUAAAAGCAGACCAGAUAUUAUGGAACUGCAUAUACAAAUAUACCAAUAAUAUACCUUUUUAAUUUGUGUCAUUGCUGUCUUAAUGGCUUAUUUAUAAAAUAAUACAAGCAGGUCAUGCGUGUCUAAGGAGCCUCUCCUAAAGAAUUGGGGUAUGUGUUCAUCUUGAAUGCAAACUGUUAGAAAAACAACUUUUUUAAGGAAUGUUGUGUGUUUUUUUUUUUUUUUUGCUUUGCUUUUUAUAUAGAGGAUUUUUAAAUAGUGGUUGAAAAUGUGAAACCCUCCCUGAGGUUCUGAACUGCAUGCUUGGUUUGUUUCAUCAAACAAAAUGGGCUUAAAAAAAAAAAUCCUUAAAAAAAACAUUCCUUUACAGAAUCUUUAAAGUUAUAUGAAUCAGGCCCAUAGUGAGCUUGAGCGAGACUUACAAAGAGCUGAUACAAAUUAUGACUUUUAUAAAGGAGACAGACACACCACCAACAAUGAAUUGAAGUCUUUGAGUCUUGCAAGUAGCUUAACGCUUUCAGUCCUGGUGGGAUCAUGUUGGAACCUCACAGGACUCCCAGGUCCCAGUCCAAGGUAGGGUAUAAAUAUAUGAAGAAAAAAAAAUGUGUCUUGUUCACGUGUACGCUCAAUAAUCUUUUCUUCACCUCUACAAAAAUAAUUCAGGACUGAAAGGGUUGUUCGAUAGCCUAUUGCUUUUGUUUUCAUUUUUAAAGAAUGUCAUUUUUAUGCAUUCAUUAUUUCCUAGUUUCCUAAAUUGGUCUGGUUUUAUUUCAGUUUUCCAAAGGUUUGACAAAUGCAGAGUACUCCUGCUUUACAGCAAGCGUGGGAGGGCAGUGUGAGGUGUGUACAAGUGGACUCCCUUUUCUGUGUAAAUGCAGCUUUGUGUUGUUUUGUACUGGCUACUGGUGCAGAGCUCUAUCCUUUUUUCUUUAAUAAGAAUUAUUUAUAUACCUUACCGCUGCAUGCAGAUGAUAAAUACAAAGGGGGGGGGGGGGGGGAAUAUUCAAACAUGGUAAUGCAAAAUGUGGCUGUGCCUUUUUUCCUGUGUUUUUUUUGUACGUUUUCUGGUCCCUGUAAACAAAAAAAAAAAAAAAUGGGGUAGGGCAAAAAACAAAUGGAAAAGGUGGCUAUUUUUAUUUGUUAUUAUAAGCUAAACAGCUGUUUAAAUGUAUAUAUGCAUGCCCCCCUAUGUCCCAUGUUUUGUAUCUUUAUUAAGCUGUUUCUGAAUAGUUGCUAUCUAAAGGUUUGAGCAAGCUGGUGUCACUGAAGUUGUACUGCAGAGCACUAGUGAACUUAAUCAACUUAAUCAAUAUGGUCAAGCUGAACUGCUGGUGACUACUUUCAGCUGGCUUCACUGAUAGUAGUCACCUGUUGUUUUAAAGAGUGCGUAUCUUCUAAUGCAUUUAUUGUUAUUGUCCUUUGCAAUCCUUCUCAGUGGUUCUUAUUGCAAUUACUGAAAAAAAAAAAUUCAAUAAAAAUACAAGAUUUUUCAGUUCCAGCUGCCUUGCCAUAGACAUAUGUAAAAUACGAUAGAUCAGUUGGUGUCAGCAGUAUUCUAGCGCACAGCAGAGUAUUGCUAGCAAAACUGAAGGACGCUUUCCAAGUCCAUAGAUCAUUAGAUAGCACAGGCUCUUACUAUGAGUCCAGGAGAUACUCUUCAGUUCUAGUUGUCUGCUAUAUGUAAUGUAGGGUGGUUAUAAAGUGUCUUUCUAUUUGUAAGAGCUAGUGCAUGCGCUGGCUGUUCCUUCAAUAUAGACACUUUGAUCUGAUCUAGCUUAUGUAUGGCAGGCAACUGAACUCUAAACUCGAGUGAUAUGAAUCACUCAGAAUGAUUUCAAGCAUGCCACUGCAGAGACAGUAAAAACAACUAAGAAAAUUAAACUUGAAACUACUUACAACCUUAAGAAAAGGGCUCUUAAGGUCCACUGGAGGAAACCAGUAUUUGGGCUCCAGUUUGACUCCAUUAACCCAUCAUAGCCUAGAGCUUCCUUGCAAGUGCUUGAACCUGCAAUUGACAGCAAUCCAGCUUCGAAUUAAUGUUUUGUUUUUCUUCCCAGCUUUUAAAUGUACUUUUGUAAAUGAUAAACUAGAUUUCUUUAUAGUUGUUCUAGGUUAUCACAGUCAAAGCAGAAAGGGUGGUAGCUUUGUGAAUCUGGGAGAUCAACCAGUUAUAAAACAUUUUACUAGAGAGAAGUGGGUGUUUUUCCUGGGUUUUUUGUUUUGUUUUGUUUUGUUUCUAUGUGUUUAGUAAAUAAAUGUUCUCUUGUGGCUUGUAAAACGGAAUCUCUCUUGAUUUUACACAGCUGUAUUUUGAAAGUCAGAGAUGGGGGAGCAAAAAGGCGAUUUAAUUUUUUAUUUUUUUUGCCCUGCCCUAAUGAAAAAGUUACAUGAAUGAAAAAAAAAAGAAAUGUAUAACAGUUUUUAAGCUCUGUUUCAAAUUGUUCAUGUUUUGCUGCUUUAUGAAGGCUGAAACAUUAUUUUGAGGAAAUUCAUACCUUUGUUAUAAUACAUUUAAAGAAAACUAA
Messenger RNA from Acipenser ruthenus (sterlet), 14553 nucleotides. RefSeq names its product protein Smaug homolog 2-like. NCBI's taxonomy places the organism in Eukaryota, Metazoa, Chordata, Actinopteri, Acipenseriformes, Acipenseridae. Gene Ontology annotation, molecular function: mRNA binding; protein binding; translation repressor activity. The record is from RefSeq and is a predicted model, not a curated record. Gene Ontology annotation, cellular component: P-body. The transcript is spliced from 13 exons. Gene Ontology annotation, biological process: nuclear-transcribed mRNA poly(A) tail shortening; regulation of mRNA stability; negative regulation of translation. The coding region runs from base 2149 to 4188 and encodes 679 amino acids.